Messenger RNA from Saccostrea echinata, 1181 nucleotides. RefSeq names its product caspase-3-like. Bases 70 to 1026 code for a protein of 318 amino acids. The transcript has 5 exons. Gene Ontology annotation, molecular function: cysteine-type endopeptidase activity. The record is from RefSeq and is a predicted model, not a curated record. NCBI's taxonomy places the organism in Eukaryota, Metazoa, Mollusca, Bivalvia, Ostreida, Ostreidae. Gene Ontology annotation, biological process: proteolysis.
UGUUUUUAGCAGAGGCCAGGGCUCUGUUUACCUGUUUACAGGCACAAGACAGAUACAGAUUUUAUUAGCAUGUCUGCCAUAGUAAAAAUUUCUGAAGAAAGAUAUGAGUCCAAAACAUAUAAAACAACCCCUGGUAGAAAUGGUACCAUCUGUCGACCUGUAAUCCUGGACAUCAGAAAAACCCACUUUGGCCUGUUCAGUCAUGAGAGACCCUCGGCUUCCAGGGACGUUGACCUUCUAAAGGAGACGUUCAAAAAAUUACCAGGAUUUCACCCGGAUCCUUACAUAAUUAGUGAUACGAAUUCUGAGAAAGAACAUGAUCCUUUGUACUCCAUGGACAACCUUAGAAAGGAACUGAGUAACAUUGCCAGUAAUGAAGAGAUCACCAAAAAUGCAGAGGUGUUCCUAUGUGUGGUGCUGGCGUUUGGAGAGUCGGGGUAUUUCUAUUUACCCAAUGAUCCAAUAGAUGGAUAUAAACAGCGAAGUCGAAAACCUCCAAAAUUCUCUGUCAAUGAUCUGCUGUCGUAUUUCAAAGGAAACUACUGCCCAAAUUUGAUCCUGAAACCAAAAAUUUUUCUUAUACAGACUUGUAACCCUAACCUUGACCAGAAGGAUAGAUCACUGUUUUUUAGGGAGGGAGAACUACUGCCCAAAAUACAGAGGACCCCAAUAGAAGCAGAUAUACUCAUCUAUCACUCCAUUGUGUCAGGUGGAUAUACUGACAGAAUGAAACCAGAAACAAAGAGAGGCCUAGGAGAGAACAUUGACCACAUAGGAAAUACUGAUGGUCAGUCAGCCUGCCAGUUCGUGUACGCCCUCUAUAAGGAGGUCACGGCUCUCACUGACCACAGGGAAGAGUUUGAACUGACCGAUCUUAUCCUGAAUGUAAAUAGGUCACUAGAUGACUUUAUUGAGAAGGAACAUUAUAAAUCUGAUGAAAGAAACAAACCGUGGAAUAUUGAACCUCCAGAGGUCCCUGUAUGUAUAGACCAGCUGACUAAGAAACUGGUGCUAAAGACAAGAUAAGCAAACCCUGGAAUAUAAUACAUGUACUCCCAGAAUUUCCAGUGUGUAUGGAUCAACUUACUAAGAAACCUGUGUUUAAGACACCAUAAACUUAUAAUUUUAUACUGUUAUAUAGAUUAUAUACCAUAUAUAGAUUAUAUAUACCAUGACAAACA